Molecule: messenger RNA, 754 nt
Organism: Schizophyllum commune H4-8
Lineage: Eukaryota; Fungi; Basidiomycota; Agaricomycetes; Agaricales; Schizophyllaceae
Product: S-adenosyl-L-methionine-dependent methyltransferase
Exons: 4
Coding region: 89-754 (221 amino acids)
Molecular function (GO): S-adenosylmethionine-dependent methyltransferase activity
Source: RefSeq, a predicted model, not a curated record
AGCCACCAGCGCACUUGAAGCCAACACGGAGUACUACAAUGACAAGGCGGUCCAGUUCUAUAAGAAUCCUGCUUUCAAGCGGGAUUUGAUGCUGUUGACGAAGUUUAAUGCCUUCGCCAUCAUCAGGGCUGCUACCCUUGACCCCAAUACUACGGAGGUCCUUGAUUAUGCCUGUGGCGCGGGUAUCGUCUCCCUCGAGGUUUCGCCCCUUUGCAAGAGCAUUGUCGGCGCCGAUAUUAGCAAGGGCAUGCUGAGCGAGUUCGAGAAGCUGAAGGCGCCCAACAUGACCUCCAAACUCAUCGAUGGGACGAUCCCGCCGGAGACCCAGUUCGACGGCCAUAAAUUCGACGUAAUUUUCUGCUGCGCGGCCUACCACCAUUUCGACUCCCCGAAGGACAUGACCGUCUCGCUCGGCAAGCUCCUCAAGGAUGGCGGCCAGCUCAUCGUCACCGACUUCGUCAGCGGCGGCCACGAAGCGCUCAUGCAACAGCACGGGCAGCCAGAGGGCGACCAAUCCUCGCACGGCCACCACCACAAGCACCACGGUCACACUCAGAAUCAGCUGCCGAUGAGCGACGAGCUCCUGGAGAAGGCGAAGACGACCAUCGUACAUAAGCACGGCUUCGCGAGCUCGGAGCUCGAGGAGUGGAUAGAGCUGGCGGGGCUGAAGCGUUUCACCUUCGACACCUUCCCGCGCGUUCACGCGUUCAACACCGACGCGGUCGCGUUCGCGGCGAGCGCGUUCAAGGUCUGA